This is a messenger RNA of Theobroma umbraticum, 759 nucleotides long. Lineage: Eukaryota; Viridiplantae; Streptophyta; Magnoliopsida; Malvales; Malvaceae. The record is from RefSeq and is a predicted model, not a curated record.
AUGAAGAGAAGCCAUGAAGGAGAGAGAGGCAAAGCUGUGGAAGUGAACAACAAUAAUAUUGAUUUUUUCCAAGACUACAGCACCUCAUCAAAUGUCCCAUGUAAGAAACAUCCGCAAUCAUAUUCCGUUGGUGUAUGUGCGUAUUGUCUCAAAGAUUGGUUGUUCAACUUGGUUUCCUCAGAUUAUGGUGAGCAACGUUUCUCAUCUUGCUCUUGCUUUGAAAACUCCUCCAACCCUCGAACCUCAUGCACUGGUGAGGUAGGCAGCGUUGGUCGUGUCUCGAGCUCAAUCUCAACUGCUGGGAGUUUUGGCGUCAAUGGUGGUUUGUUUUUCGAUCUUGAAAGAAAAAGUGGGUUCAGUGAAGUAGAACCAAGAAAAAGUGGUUUUGAUUGUGAAAGAAAAGACUGUACUUUUAAGGAGUAUGAUAUUGAAGAUAUUAGAGGUAUGAGAAAAAGUGUUGGUGGUGGUAGUGGUGGUGGUCUCUUGGAUGUUGAUGGUGGUUUUAAUGGAGCAAACAAGCAGGUGUUUUCUCUCAAGGAGAGUUAUUUCACUGGUGGAGAUGAUUUAGGCUUCAAUGACUUAAAAUUUAACUUUCAAUCAGAGUCGAAAGGAGAUGUCCCCGCUGUGAAGAAAGGUGUUUUUUUUGCAUUUAGCAGCAUGAGGGAUGGUGGUGAUUUUAUGACACAUAAAUUUGGCGGUUCCAUCAAUAAUGCACUGGUUGGAGAUGGAGCCUUCUGCAAUGGAGUUCAUGUAGGAUGA